CCAACGGACAAUAGCACAAAAGCCACAGAGUUCAUCCUCUUGGGAUUAACAGAUGACCCUAAUCUUCAGGUCCCCCUCCUCCUGGUACUUUUGUUCAUCUACCUCAUCACUCUGGUUGGGAAUAGGGGGAUGAUGGUGAUCAUCCUCUCAGACCCCCACCUCCACACUCCGAUGUAUUUCUUCCUCGGUAACCUCUCCUUCAUAGACCUGGGUUACUCAUCAGCAGUAGCCCCUAAGACGGUGGCCACCCUGCAGUCAGGGAGCAAAGUCAUCUCCUACAAUGGCUGUGCUGCCCAGUUCUUCUUCUUUGUGGGUUUUGCCACCGUCGAGUGCUACCUCCUGGCCUGCAUGGCCUAUGACCACCAUGUAGCCGUAUGCCGGCCUCUUCAUUACACCACCACCAUGACAGCAGGUGCGUGCGCCCUCCUGACUGUUGGCUCCUACGUCCGUGGCUUCCUCGAUGCUUCCAUUCACACAGCAAACACCUUUAGACUCUCAUUCUGUGCUUCUCAUGAGAUUAAUCAUUUUUUCUGCGACAUUCCUCCACUCUUGGCUUUCUCAUGUUCCAGCACACACAUCAACAACUUGGCUGUCUUCUGUGUCGUGGGCUUCAGUGUCUUUUUCAUUCUCCUGGUCAUCCUCCUCUCUUACCUCUUCAUAUACAUCACCAUUCAAAGGAUGCAUUCUGCUGAAGGACGGAAGAAAGCCUUCUCCACCUGUGCCUCCCACCUCAUUGCUGUAACCAUCUUCUAUGGGACUAUCAUCAUGUACCUACAGCCCAGCUCCAGCCAGUCCAUGGACAUGGACAAAAUCGCUUCUGUGUUUUACUCGGUGGUGAUUCCCAUGCUGAAUCCCUUGAUCUACAGCCUUAGGAACAAAGAAGUAAAAAAUGCUCUCUGGAAAGUACUCAACAAACUUUAUCCCAAGUCUGUAAGUGUGAAUAGGAAGUAG
Molecule: messenger RNA, 951 nt
Organism: Zalophus californianus (California sea lion)
Lineage: Eukaryota; Metazoa; Chordata; Mammalia; Carnivora; Otariidae
Product: olfactory receptor 5B21
Exons: 2
Biological process (GO): G protein-coupled receptor signaling pathway; sensory perception of smell
Cellular component (GO): membrane
Molecular function (GO): odorant binding; olfactory receptor activity; G protein-coupled receptor activity
Source: RefSeq, a predicted model, not a curated record